Molecule: messenger RNA, 3635 nt
Organism: Pocillopora meandrina
Lineage: Eukaryota; Metazoa; Cnidaria; Anthozoa; Scleractinia; Pocilloporidae
Source: the annotation of a GenBank genome assembly
AUUUUCUUGGUGUACCACUGACGAGUGCCACCCUGUUUGCCAAACCGGCUUUGGGAAGUGUUUAAAGUUUAUUCUCAAGAGAAAGGCAAGUUGAUCUUAGAGCAAAAUUAUCUGUUAACAUUCUAGUGCUGUUGUUUUGACCGUAAUGAGGUUUAGUCUAAAUUUUCUCAAGGGAUCAGAGGACUUGCGUGACUGGCCUUCGCGAAUGUGGCUAAAAUCCGUUCGUCAAAAUUAAAAUUUAAAAUUUAAGAUUAAUGCUUAAAAUCAAAAUCCAUCAUUUCCUCAUACUAAAAAUUACGAAUUUGUCUGACCCCUUUCAAUUUACAAUACAUACAAUCGGAACUUCGAACAUUUCCGCAGAGUUUCAUAAUGAUAUCAUACGGAUGUUAGCCGAGCCAGGCCUGAUAAAGUCAUCAAUUGCUUGACCUGUGAUAGCAGCGAAAAGGAUUAUCAAUCCCAUAACAGCAUCUAAAUAUAAUCUAAUUAAAGAGAUUUAUUCGAGAAAAUGCAGGAAAAUCAUAUUUAUUUGAACAAUUAUUUAGCGUAAUAAGUACUAACCGGUUGCAAGUUAAGUUUUACAAUGUUUCGUCAUGUUUUAAUUGCGGAUCUGAUCACCUGCAUGUCACGCUACAGACGGCCAAGCUCCAGCUGUGAGAUAGUCAUCUUGAGAAAAUUACAAGAGUUUGUAUGGGAACAUUUACGACCGCUCUUAGGAAUAAAAAAUUCAUCCAAAUUCUCAAUUAAAAUACCUCACUUCACUUCCACAGUGCAUCGCUUGUUAUCUGACCGCUUACUAUGACGAAAAGAACCCAUUUUGGUGAGUUAUCCAUUUCUAGGUUUACCACGUACAAAAGAGAGGCCAGUCUCAUAUGUACGUAGUAAACUUAGAAAUGGAUAACUCGCUAAUAUGGGUUCUUUUUAACAUAGUAAGCGGUCGAUAACAAGAGAUGCACUGUGUAAAAAAGGUGCAGUAUUUUCAUUGAGAGUUUGAAUGUAAUUUUUUAUUCCUAAGAGCGGUCGUAAAUAUGCCAUACAAACUCUUAAAAAUUCACUAUGACUCUUGUUUUGCAAGAUCAUGAUCUCACAGCUGAAGCUUGGACUGCCUGUGGUCACGCUCGAAAAAGGAAAGUGUAUCUUCGUAUAGUCAGCUGAGUCACCUUCCACACGAACAUAACUUUAAAUAAAGAAAUUGAUGCCACCUACAACUGGAAGGGGGGAGGGGAGACAAGAAUUGAUAGGAACGUAUGAAGGAGAGGGUCUACCAUGAAACAUUUUUGUUUCAGUUUUUUUUCGGGAAAUCCUCUUAUAAGUGAAAAGAAAAUGAACCUUUCAAUUUAGAAUAUGGCUAAGAGCUUCUCCCUAGACAAAACUCAAAUUUAGAACACAAUUAAUGAAACCAGUUAUGGACAUAACAGUAAAAAUAAUUACAUGUGUGAUGCGCCAAAAAAAAUGUAAAUUACAACAUAACUCUAAUUUAUUUGUUCUUAUGAGCGAUCAUGAAAAGAACAACGUUUUAUAACAUUCAUGGUAAUUGCUAAGUCGCCGGAAACAGAUGGUCCUGUAAUUAUAUAAAGGACCGUACGUAAGUAAAAUUGUGAUAUCUGGCUACAAACCUGACCAAAAGAAAAGUUAUAUCGACUCUUCUAAAGUUGCACGAAUCAAGUUUGCGAUCGAUGUGUAAUUUGCAUUUUUAUGUUCCCAUCAUCAGAAUGGCUUUUUUUUUCCAGAAAACGAAAAAUUGGCAGGACGGUUUGCAUGUUGGUAAUUAUAACGGAUAUUGUUGAUUUUAUAGUUUUAAAAGACGCGUUUAUCGUCGUUGAAUUUACGUACAAUGCUUGGUUGCUUUCAUCAGAAAAUUACACGAAAUUAAAAAUAAAUUUUCCCACGAAAAUUUGCGAUGAACGUGCACAUAUGGUUUCCAUUUGUCAUAUUCUUAAAGACCAAUGGCCACUUAGAGACCGCUGUUUAUUAAUUCAGGUGAAAGUUUUGCUCUUUCUUGUAAAUAAUAAUUUUCCUUCGCAGAUUUUUAUCAUCUACUUAAGAUUUAGUAAUUUUGGUAGAGAAACAUGAAUCACAUGACCUGCAUAGCCGUGCUUAUCUGCGCGAUAAUAAGCCGCUUAUCCAAUCCUGUGUCAGCCCAAACUGAUGUGCUCGUUCGACAUUAUCCGCCCGGUUGGUUUGAAGCGCCCAGCUCCUUCGAAGAUUACCCAGUUGGGCAAAUAGCCGGCGAAACCAUGACUAUCAUCAACCCAUGGUUGUAUCUACAGAGAAUGGGAAUUUUCAAAUUGAUGGAGCAGUAUACCCAAGGGUACUUCAAUUCCUGGGGGUAUAACAACACAGGGAACCUUCUUUGGGGACUUCCGCUCCAGUUCGGAUGGCAAAUGUCCACUGGACGUCUAAAUGAUAUGGCAGUUGGCCAGAGUCGUUGCACUGGCUCCCCCUGUGUCUCUCCAAACAGCUGGUGGGCUGAUAUGAAUUAUUACCUCUCUGUCCUACCGUUCUUAGGCGCCUUGAAAGCUGGGCUGUUUCCUCCUUUGAAAUAUCCUGUGUAUAUUUCCAAGCCAGCUGAUGUAAGCGACGUGGUCAAAGAGAAGUUCUGUACAAGUAUUGAAGAGUGCACGGAAAAACACUCUGAAAUAAUUAAACAUUGGGCUGAGUUCUUUACGCGAGUUAAGGGUGGUUCUGAAGAUGAUAACCAUGACGUAACGAUCGCCCUUAUGUGGAAGGCGCACACUACAUCGAUAUUGACGGGUAAAAUUCUUUAAAUUAGGCUAAAAAUCUUGGCUUUUUUUAUAUUCAUUCAUUUUACAAUCUAGACUGCUUUUCGUCUUUUUAUUGAUUUAGUAAUUCAAUUUGUUGAUUCGGAGAGAAAGUAGCCAAAUUUUUUUUCCCAACAGAGCAAUUUUCACUUGAGCAUUAGAAUUGAAUUGGUUUAGUUUUACUUCGCUCUGUGAUUGGUCUAGAAAACUCGCGUCACUCUCUCAGCGAAUCACAAAGUUAAAAGCAAUCGUAAUUUAUUCACUCACGUUUUCCUGAAUGUGCGUCAAGCCUCGUUUUCACUUUGAGGUCUCAUUGGCUCUUUCUGAUAUUUGCUUUGUUAUAAUUAGCUGUUAUGGUGUAAUAAUAACUUUCAUUGGUGCAUGUUCUCCUCUUUUAGCACAACCACUCUUCACUGAAGAGGCCAACCUUCUGUCCUUACCUGAAAGAAAAUUUGGAGUUGGCUGGGCCCUACUUGUAGAAUUCAUUGCAGCGACUUACUUCCAAACAAAUUUUAACGAAACUGCUGACCAACAGACUGCACUGCCGCCGCGAAUCCUGGAGCCCAGCGACAAAGUCCCUUUCAUCCCAGAUUUUACCGCAGCGCAAAACCGUGUCCUUUUGGUUAUCAACCUCUUUCACAGUACAAAUGUUGACACUAACGGGCUAUUACUGAAGGUCUGGCAAAGGGCCAUGUGCUCCCCCGAGGGGCGCGCUGUAGGAAGGAGCAUUUUGGAGAGCGUAGAAGAUGACCCUUGGAUCAUUGCUCGAAAGAUAUUCGAGCUUCUUAACGUUAUGUUCAUCUACCCUUGUGAAAUCUGAGUUUUUUAAUGUAAUAAUCUUUGGCUUUUAAAAUGAAAAAUAAAAUUGGAUGAACU